Pyrus x bretschneideri (Chinese white pear) is the source of this 1381-nucleotide messenger RNA. RefSeq lists its product as uncharacterized. The coding region runs from base 461 to 1381 and encodes 306 amino acids. Lineage: Eukaryota; Viridiplantae; Streptophyta; Magnoliopsida; Rosales; Rosaceae. The transcript has 5 exons. The record is from RefSeq and is a predicted model, not a curated record.
UAUAAAAAAAAAAUUACAAUGAGAUGUAAAAGAGCAGACCGCGAGUAAAAGACGUUUAAUAUAUGGAAGAAAGAAAGCUAUAAACUAUUGACGCGUUAACUGAUAGGAUCAACGGCGAAGGAAGUUGCAAGGAAGCUGUUGGAAGACGGAAAUGGAGAUGGAGCAAUAUUUGUGUAGUGUUGGUGUCGUCGUUGGAGGUGUAGUACUGACACUGCCAUUCACAAGCUUGCUGCUCUCACUGAAAAAUAUCUUCUCCCUCCGACCCCCUCAUUCUCUUUCUCUCCAAUCAUCAGAAGUUUAAUGAAAGGUUCCUUUUUAAUUAAAUUGCAUCUAUUCUUUAAAUAAUUUUAAAAUAGACUUAGAAUUAUAAAAUUAUUAAAAACUUUACCAUUUUGCUUCUCUCUCUCUCUCUCCCUCUAUAUAUACAUACACACACACACACCGGGAGGAGGCCUUAGUGAUGGAGAUGCAGAUGCAGAUGAAAAGUUACCUGAAAGACAGCAAGGUUGGUUCCGGCGUCCGAGUAGUGACGCCCACUGACAGCAAUGUUGGUGUCGGAGUCGGAGUAGUGACGCCCAAUGGCACUGCCAAUCACGAACUUGCCGCUCAGCCCUUGAUCAAGUUGCGGAUCGCAGCCUUGUUUUUCAAAGCUGCACAUCAAUUUAUGGAAGCAAAAGAUAGUGGGGAGAUGAACGAGAUAAAUACAACCGAGGAGGCAAUUCCAACUAGGUACUACUGCUGCAGUUGUUGUCAUCUGGUCACUGUGGAUGUCGAAGUCGAAAUCAAAUGCCCUUUCUGCCACGACGGCAUCAUCCAAGCACGUAGGGGUGUUAACUCACUCUACCUAACCAUGUCAUCCGAAUCUGAGCAUUCUGAAAGUGGUUCAAAUGGAGAGGGCCUCGUUGACGAGCAACGCCAUGUGAUACGGGUUACUUCAUCAGAAUGGAUCUUGUUACUCACUAGCUGCGGCAUUGAGAUUCUGGCAUCGGCUUUUGAUCAGGUUUCCUCCCCACGUUAUCCUCACUACGCAUUAAUUGGUAUGCUGCUGGCAAUUGUGGCUAUACUUGUUUGCAUCUGCGAGCUCCUUCAAAAUGCUAUAAAGGAAAGAGUUGUAUUGAGGAGGCGGGGAAUGCUAUGGUGUUUUCACUAUCCACCUCCAAAUAACAUGCUUUUUGGUACAUUCCCUGAAAUUUUUGGAUUAGGUCUUGCCAUUGUUCAAUGCAUUUGCUCAGCAGUGCAGUAUCAUUUCAGCCGUCGCCAUACUACUAGUCCUAUCAAACUAUCCCCUUUGCCUGUUGUAUUCGCUUUCAGUUUGGUUGUUUCAAAAUUAGUUCAGAGUCGGAGGUGCGCCGUUGAUGACACCCUUCAGAAUGGUACGUAA